AUGUCUGCCGGUCACUCAGAGCCUCAAGUGCUCUUCAGUGUUGGCGAUAUUGCCGCCUAUGCUGUUCAGAAUGGCGAGGAACACCUGAUUACUACCAGUGGACCGCAGACGCUGUCCUUACUCAUGGUGCCCACUGCAUCACCGUUUGCCGACUUGUCAUCCACCGAACCAUCCAGCUCAGCCCCCGAGGAGGACUUCUAUCUACAUCUCCAUCUCCCACCAGAGCUUGACCUACCUUUGCCUGCAAGCACACAAGUUUACCACAAACCACCCAGCAGUUACCUUAUCCCGCGAUGGGAUCUAGGCCCCGAUGCUGGCGCUUUCAUCCGUAUCCAGUUCCCUUCGGUUGGCACUGGCCCUGGGAAAGUGGCCCAAGAAGAGGUCGACACUUUCGAAACCAUUCUUGCCCAAUGUACCGCAUUUCUUGAGCGGGCCAGUGCUCCUCCCAAGGGGUUCAAACAAUAUGACCCGCAAGAGUACCAACCCGGUGAGGGUUAUGUUGGGUCAUCAGGAGGUGGAAAAGAACAAGCAAUUAUCCCACAUCAACAUGGGCAGAUUGUCCUUAUUGAUGAAGAGAAUGGCAGUGUCAUUGGUGAGCUCCAAGACAGUUAUAACGUGGUCGAGUCAGCCAAUAUCAAGCCAGGAUCAAAGACCCCCGUUCAAAUCCAGCUGCCUGAAGAAGGACAAGGAAACCAGAUACGAAUUGACAAUGUGUCCGACCAUUACCUUGAGAUGGCAAAACAUCCAGCAUAUGCCAAGUCUACUAUUGUGCAAUCUUCAGCGACUGCAUCAAGGCUGUUAGUUACGGGUUCGACCUACAUUGCAAAGGCGAUGACAUCGGGCGCGGACAGUUUUCAGAAGAAGACGCAGCCUAAUCCCAAACCCAUGACGUUUUCCCCGACCACGCACGAUCGAAUCCGACAGAUACAUUCCUUCACACAAGGAGCGGUUGGGAUCAGUGCGAAGACAGUGGGCCAGUUGGGACGAUAUGCUCAGAACUUUGGAGCGUCACUUGCACGCAAAGGAGAGCGAGCCAAGAAGGAGCCCGGCAAGGAUUAUAAGCCAGGAGUGCUCAACAAAUCUAUGAUAGCCUUUUCGACCAUUGCGGACGGCAUCGACCAUGCUGGACGUCAACUGCUGGCUUCCAGUUCGGUUGCUGCGACUAAUGUGGUUGGGCACAAAUAUGGUCCAGAAGCUGGCAAAGUUGCAUCUGGGUUGGCAGGUGGUGUCAAGAAUGUUGGCUUGGUAUAUAUUGACGCGAUGGGAGUGUCCAGACGAGCGGUGAUCAAAUCAGUGGCCAAAGGAAUGGUGGUUGGUCGAAUGCCCAACGGACAACAGCUGAUAGUUGGUGGAGGCGAUGGCGGAGUCGUGCCAGCGGAGGCACGCUCAACGGGAGAGAAGCGAAGCGACAGCUAUUCUUCUGACUUAUAUGGCGGGUCGUCGCAGCCGGGAGUUAGCCAACCUGGAUAUGGGGUGGAAAGCUAUGGCAAUGCGGCUGCACUCCCGCCAGCAUAUUCCUAUUCCUCCGGAGUGGGUGAGCCGAUGGGAUCGGCAUUACAAGGGCAAAACGUUCGAGAAAAGAGAUAA
This is a messenger RNA of Exophiala aquamarina CBS 119918, 1587 nucleotides long. RefSeq lists its product as uncharacterized. The record is from RefSeq and is a predicted model, not a curated record. NCBI's taxonomy places the organism in Eukaryota, Fungi, Ascomycota, Eurotiomycetes, Chaetothyriales, Herpotrichiellaceae. The coding region runs from base 1 to 1587 and encodes 528 amino acids. The transcript is spliced from 2 exons. Gene Ontology annotation, biological process: cell division. Gene Ontology annotation, cellular component: plasma membrane.